UUCUUGUUACGGUCGCGACACCGGUGAGGGCGUUAGCGUGCGGUGAAGGUAGUCGCUUUUAGAUCUCUCUCCAUAACCUUAAUUUUCGGAAGUAAUUGUCUUCUUAUCGAAAAACACAGAAAAUUGAUGCGAGAAGCAAGAUGAAUUUUGUUGGGAGACAAUGUUUGAGGAUUUUACAGAGCGACGUUAAACCACAAACGCGUUUGUCGCGUAGAUUUCUCAGUUUUAAAAGUGCCAUAUCGCUGGAGAAUUUGUAUCCGGGAAGCAAGCAGAAUCUGUACACUCCAACCUUUGUUAGUGCGCAAUAUUCGUUAAGAACUACCAGCACAGUACCUGAUCCCAAAGCAAAAUUUACUGGUUACAUACCUAUGGACAAAGUGCGAGUCACAUAUAGUGCCAGCAGUGGUCCAGGUGGACAAAAUGUGAACUGUGUUAACACCAAAGUGGAUCUGAGGUUUGAGGUGAGCACCGCUACUUGGCUCACAGAAGAAAUAAGAACCAAGUUACUAGAACAAUGUAAAAAUAAGAUAAAUAAGGACGGUUAUCUGGUAAUCAAGUCAGACCUAACGCGAUCACAGCAUUUGAAUUUAGCAGAUGCUCUUGAGAAAUUGAGAACACUGAUACGAGCAACUCUGGUAACUCCACCUGAACCAUCACCCGAAUCUGAAGAGAGAAAGCGAAAGAAUCUGCUGAGAGCUGCUAGAGAAAGAUUGCACGAGAAGAGAAGUCGUUCGCAACUCAAACAAAGCAGACAAGAUCCCACAGCUGAUUUUUAAAUCAAUUAAUCUAGAUAUAUGUAAACAAUUAACUUAUCUAAGAACACUGUAUAGUAUGCUUGAACUAUAAUAACACAAUA
Pseudomyrmex gracilis is the source of this 856-nucleotide messenger RNA. Its product is annotated as peptidyl-tRNA hydrolase ICT1, mitochondrial. Gene Ontology annotation, biological process: mitochondrial translational termination. The transcript is spliced from 3 exons. The record is from RefSeq and is a predicted model, not a curated record. The coding region runs from base 141 to 776 and encodes 211 amino acids. Gene Ontology annotation, cellular component: mitochondrial large ribosomal subunit. Lineage: Eukaryota; Metazoa; Arthropoda; Insecta; Hymenoptera; Formicidae. Gene Ontology annotation, molecular function: translation release factor activity.